AUGUUCCGGCCCCCUCCCACGUUCCAGAAUGUUCCGGCCCCCUCCUAUGUUCCAGAAUGUUCCGGCCCCCUCCUACAUUCCAGAAUGUUCCGGCCCCCUCCUACGUUCCAGAAUGUUCCGGCCCCCUCCUACAUUCCAGAAUGUUCCGGUCCCCUCCUACGUUCCAGAAUGUUCCGGCCCCCUCCUAUGUUCCAGAAUGUUCCGGCCCCCUCCUACGUUUUUAGAAUGUUCAGGCCCCCUCCUACAUUCCAGAAUGUUCCGGCCCCCUCCUACGUUCCAGAAUGUUCCGGCCCCCUCCUAUGUUCCAGAAUGUUCCGGCCCCCUCCUACAUUCCAGAAUGUUUCGGACCCCUCCUACGUUCCAGAAUGUUCCGGCCCCCUCCUACGUUCCAGAAUGUUCCGGCCCCCUCCUACGUUCCAGAAUGUUCCGGCCCCCUCCUACGUUCCAGAAUGUUCCGGCCCCCUCCUACGUUCCAGAAUGUUCCGGCCCCCUCCUACAUUCCAGAAUGUUCCGGCCCCCUCCUACAUUCCAGAAUGUUCCGGCCCCCUCCUACAUUCCAGAAUGUUCCGGCCCCCUCCUACGUUCCAGAAUGUUCCGGCCCCCUCCUACGUUCCAGAAUGUUCCGGCCCCCUCCUACAUUCCAGAAUGUUCCGGCCCCCUCCUACGUUCCAGAAUGUUCCGGCCCCCUCCUACGUUCCAGAAUGUUCCGGCCCCCUCCUACGUUCCAGAAUGUUCCGGCCCCCUCCUACGUUCCAGAAUGUUCCGGCCCCCAGGGCGCCAUGUCGCCACGCGCCGAGGGGCAAAGACCCCAGACACGUCAGCGACACUCGAGAGGCGGAGAUGUCCGGUGGGCCACCAUCACGCUACUGCAUCAAACACUGGCACCCAGUAGAGCAGACGCAGCAGUAUCCGACGGAGCUCCAGAAGACAGAAGCAAGAUCUCAACAGGACGGUGGCGGUUGUGCGCUUGUCGCCCGGCGCGGUGGGCGGGGCGUGGGCGGGGCGUGGGCGGGGCCUCCUCGCGGGGGCGGGGAGGGGCGGGCCCCGCUGGAGCAGGGGGAGGGGGCAGGCAGCGACAAGACGUGUCAGUGA
Bacillus rossius redtenbacheri is the source of this 1092-nucleotide messenger RNA. RefSeq lists its product as uncharacterized. The record is from RefSeq and is a predicted model, not a curated record. Bases 1 to 1092 code for a protein of 363 amino acids. The transcript has 3 exons. NCBI's taxonomy places the organism in Eukaryota, Metazoa, Arthropoda, Insecta, Phasmatodea, Bacillidae.